Messenger RNA from Bradysia coprophila, 659 nucleotides. Its product is annotated as gustatory receptor for sugar taste 64a-like. Gene Ontology annotation, cellular component: membrane. The record is from RefSeq and is a predicted model, not a curated record. Lineage: Eukaryota; Metazoa; Arthropoda; Insecta; Diptera; Sciaridae. Gene Ontology annotation, biological process: detection of chemical stimulus involved in sensory perception of taste; sensory perception of sweet taste. Gene Ontology annotation, molecular function: sweet taste receptor activity.
UGGCAAUCGUUUGGAACUAUUCCGACAUUUUUAUCAUAACGGUUGCGAUUGCACUAUCCACCAGAUUCAAACAGUUGAACAACCGAAUAUACUCGUUAAAUGAAAUGAGCAUUGACUACAUUCUAUGGUCGGAGCUUCGGCAGCACUAUGUCUUGUUGUGUGAAUUAUUGGAAAUAAUUGACAACAAAUUGGCAUCUUUGAUAUUACUAUCAUGCGCCAAUAAUCUGUACUUCAUUUGCUAUCAACUUGUCAAUAUUUUUGAAGAACUGCCCGAUCUAUUGAACUACAUUUACUUCUGGUAUUCUCUGAUCCUACUGAUUGGACGGACUAUUGUAAUGUUUUUAUGCAUCAGCGAAAUUAAUGAUGCGUCUAAGAAACCACUAGAUAUGGUUCGACAAAUUCGGAGUCGCAUGUGGUGUACCGAGCUGGAACGAUUCUCAGACCAGUUGACAAAUGAAACUAUUGCAUUGUCAGGAAUGAAUUUCUUCUUCAUAACCAGGAAAUUAGUGCUAAGUAUGAUCGGCACGAUAAUUACGUACGAAUUAGUUUUGCUUCAAUUUGACUCACAAUUGGAUCCAGAUGCAGAUAAAAAGGAACUGAAAGAAUUUUGCAAUUUAAAAUAAGAUAAUGAAGGCGUAAUAUACAUUACGUGUAGUGCA